Messenger RNA from Microthlaspi erraticum, 297 nucleotides. The record is from the annotation of a GenBank genome assembly. NCBI's taxonomy places the organism in Eukaryota, Viridiplantae, Streptophyta, Magnoliopsida, Brassicales, Brassicaceae.
AUGGACAUAGUAGGGCCUAUGGUCUCUUCGGGACCAAAGCAAUUCCAAUACCUACUAGUCCUUACUGACUACUUCACUAAAUGGAUCGAGGCCAAACCAUACCAACAAACGACCGAACUCGAGGUCCGGAAAUUUAUCUGGAAAGACAUCAUUUGUCGACACGGGCUCCCUUUCGAGAUCGUGACAGAUAACGGAUCUCAGUUCAUAGCUCGAACAUUCAAAGACUUCUGCAAGAAGUGGAACAUACGCAUAACGUAUUCCACACCUCGUUACCCUCAAGGGAAACGGGCAAGCUGA